This is a messenger RNA of Chelmon rostratus (copperband butterflyfish), 4536 nucleotides long. RefSeq names its product collagen alpha-1(XIX) chain. The record is from RefSeq and is a predicted model, not a curated record. NCBI's taxonomy places the organism in Eukaryota, Metazoa, Chordata, Actinopteri, Chaetodontiformes, Chaetodontidae. The transcript is spliced from 54 exons. The coding region runs from base 133 to 3528 and encodes 1131 amino acids.
GGAAUCCGGAAUCAAGACUGAUCGUAAUCACACAUGGAUUAUGCUUUUUUCGCUGUUUUUUAUUUCUUCUCGCCUUAGUGGAAACUUUCUCAGCAGCUGUUUUCAAGUGGAUUGCUUUCUAGUGUCGGAGCCAUGAUUUGCUUGUUAAGAUGGACUGCUUUCCUUUGGACUGUAAACUCCAUCCCCUGCACUGUUGGAAUGGCAGUGAGUGAAUGGACAGAUGGCUCAUGCCCCCCUCUGAGUGUAGAAGAAUACAGGUUUUCUGAUGUUUUAGAUCGUCCGCUGGAAAUCACAGGAUUUGAUCUCACGGAGAAGUUCCUUCUCCGAAAGGGAACAGUCACAGAAGACCUGCCGUCGUUUCGUUUAGGAAGCGCUCCUCUCAUUAAGACAACAAAAUUAAUAUUUCCAAAUGGGAUUUCAAGUGAAUACUCCCUCAUCACCACGUUCCGAGUAAGAAGAACCACAAAAAAGGACCGCUGGUAUCUUUGGCAGAUAUUUGAUGAGUCGGGAGGCAGUCAGGUAUCUGUUGUGGUCGAUGGUGGCAAGAGGGCGGUGGAGUUUUCUUCCCAGGGCCUGCUAAAGAACACUCUCCGCUACACGUUUAAAAGCCGUGACCUACAUGCCCUCUUUGAUCGUCAGUGGCACAAGCUGAGCAUUUCUGUCCAGAGCAACAUAGUCUCCAUUUACAUGGACUGCAAGCUAAUAGAACGGAGGCUGACUGAUGAGAAGGACAGCAUUAGCCCCAGUGGGCGCACUCUCAUCACCACACGAGUGGAGGAUGGACGGCCUGUAGAUAUUGAACUGAAACAAUUUCUGAUCUACUGUGACCCUUAUAUGGCUGAAAUGGAAAACUGCUGUGAGCUACUGGAGCCAAAGUGUGAAGCCAAGAAGACCUUUAAUGGGACUUCCCCUCCCCUGGUUACAGCCCAGCUCCCCCAGAUGCUGUCUCAGCCGGCCUCACAGUCAAUUGACAGAUGUCACUGUCCAGCUGAAAAGGGAGAUGCUGGUCUUCCAGGUGAGGCUGGACUGCCAGGACAAAAGGGGGAUAAAGGAGACAAGGGGGACACGGGGGAGGCCGGGUCUCAAGGAAACCCAGGACACAAGGGGGAACUUGGAUCAGAAGGGCAAAAGGGAAUCGAUGGGGAGAAGGGUCUGAAAGGUGACCCAGGGCCAGUUGGUCCAGUUGGUCCUAAAGGAAACAAAGGGGAUGUGGGUCUGCCUGGAGCGCCGGGGCUGCCUGCUGACAAAGAGUGCCUCAAAGGAGACCAGGGCCCUCAAGGUGACAAAGGAGAGAAGGGAUCGGCUGGGGUGCCAGGUCAGCCAGGGGAACCAGGCAAAGAGGGCAAAAGGGGACGGAGAGGAAAGGCUGGGGAGCCUGGACCCAGAGGCCUGCCUGGUCCCUCAGGAACCUCUGAAGGAGCAAGUGUCAAGGGGGAGAGUGGAGAGUCUGGAGUCUCAGUGGAAAAAAGGGAGAAAGGAGAGAAAGGAGACCCUGGUCAGCCAGGUGCUGAGGGGGCCAGUGGGAUGAAAGGACAAAAAGGUGAUGUUGGGCCCCCUGGUCCUCCUGGUCCGGUGAUGACAGCUCAUGGAUUAAGACAGCUCUCUGGAACUGAUGAAAUGAAGGAGAGGACCCAAAAGGGAGAAAAGGGAGAUCAGGGGGAGAAUGGAGCUCAAGGGCCGCAAGGCUCCAAGGGAUACAUGGGACCGCCAGGACUUAAAGGAGAUCAAGGGCCAGAGGGGAAGCAAGGCCUGCCUGGACUCCCGGGACUCCCAGGCGAGCCAGGUUCACCGGGGGAGGGAGGGGUGCCUGGGAGAGAUGGCCUGAAAGGAGAAAAGGGGGACUCUGGUGGACUGAUGGGGCCACAGGGAGCUCCAGGUCCGAAGGGCGAGCCUGGAGAGCCUGGGGGUGGAUAUACGGGCGAUGGGUUGUCUCUAACUAGAGGGUCUCGCGGGCCCAAGGGAGAGAGAGGUAUCCCAGGAUUGCCAGGAGACCAUGGUGAAAAAGGCGAACCUGGAGACAGCGUCAUAGGCUCGCCUGGCCCCGUGGGACCGCCAGGAAGGCCAGGAAUUGAGGGCCCUCGCGGACCCCCAGGUUUAUCUGGUCCUCCUGGAGCUGCAGGAAGAGAGGGCUCCCCUGGUAGACCAGGCCCCCCGGGACCUGCUGGACCCCCAGGUGAACCAACUGCCCUGCCAAUUGUUGGAGACAUGGGUGCUUUACUUAAGAACGCCUGCAGUUUGUGCCAGACCAGAGUCCCAGGGCUUCCUGGGCAGAAAGGAGAGAAGGGGUCCCCCGGAGUGCAAGGAGUAGAGGGCCUGGUGGGAGAAAAGGGAGAUCCUGGUGUAAGAGGUCCUAUGGGUAACCCUGGGAAAGAAGGCCCAAAGGGAGUAAAAGGAGAGAGAGGGUUCCCAGGCCCCACGGGAGAUAAAGGUGAUGAGGGGCCUGCAGGAGUACCAGGACUUCCCGGUGUGACUGGUCGUACAGGGGCCUCGGGGCUUAUGGGUAGACCCGGACCAAUGGGCCAACAAGGAGGAAAAGGAGAAAAAGGAAAUGAAGGACCGCCGGGCAGACCAGGGCUUCCAGGACCUCCGGGUGUACCCUAUGUGGAGGGCAACGGGAUGAGCAGUCUAUACAAGCUACAGAGCGGUGGAGCUAUUUUAGGACCCCCUGGAGCUCCUGGUGCUCCGGGUCCCAAAGGAGAUGAUGGACCCUCAGGGGAACCAGGAGCCAUGGGAUUACCCGGGCUUGAGGGUCUACCUGGUGCCAAGGGUGAUAUUGGUUUGACUGGUCCUCCUGGAAUACCAGGUCCUCCAGGGAAGCCCGGCGCUCGUGGAGAGCCAGGGAUCCCAGGAGAGCCGGGUGAGAGGGGGCCCAUCGGUGAGACAGGAUUCCCGGGGCCCGAGGGACCCCAAGGUGUUCCUGGGAGACCAGGAAAAGAUGGAACUCCUGGAUACAUGGGAGCUACAGGUAGACCAGGGGACAGAGGAUCCAAAGGAGAGCGUGGUGAUCCGGGGAUUCCUGGAGAGAGAGGUGUUCAAGGCGAGAGGGGUCGCAUAGGAGAUCCUGGCCCUACUGGACCGAUCGGACCGGUCGGACAAAAGGGCGAUCCUGGCCCUCCGGGACAGCUGGGGAGCACAGACCUCUUGGGUGAUUCCGGCUUCAUGGAGGAGCUCAAAAUGUUCAUCCGAAAUGAAGUUCUGAGGGUCUUUCAAGAGAGGCUGUCGAGCGCUGCCAUGCUGCAGAAGACACCUGCGGGCAUCUUAGCUUCACAAUUCCAAGGGCCUCCAGGAACUCCUGGCAAGGAUGGAUUACCAGGCCCGCCAGGAGAGCCCGGACCUCCUGGCCCUCAAGGGUACAGGGGUCAGAAAGGAGAGCGAGGCCAGCUUGGUCUGGGGUUACCUGGAGAUCCAGGAGAAAUGGGGCCACCAGGCCCUCCUGGGAUCACUUCUCAGGGCCGUCCGGGCUCUCCGGGGCCCCGUGGCCCUCCUGGGACGUGUGACCCCAGUGACUGUCUCCUUCCAUCCUUAUGAGCCCGGCAGAGGGGUUCGAGGACAGACGUCCGGCUCAGAGCUCAGCGUGGCAGGAGGGGGGACGUCCUCGCUCUAUCUGACAGCUUCCUCGGCUCUGGUUUGUCGGACAGACUCACAACUGACCUCUUUUUGUUCGCUUUACAAUAACAUCUGAAUGCAGUCGGGGGCUUUGUCGUCGGUGGUGUCAGGUUUAUUUUGCAAUGCUGUACCUUUAAGUUCUUUUCUUCUGUUUUCACAUCCCCUACUGUGAUGUAAUGCAUUCCUCAUCAACUCUCAUUAUGUCUUUCAAGACCAUGAAAUGACUUUGUUUCAUCAAGUUCAGUCCUGUCCGAUAACAUGAUCUUAAUUAUUUGUUUGCCUCCUUAAUGGGCAUGCCGGUUCACUCUUCUGUUCUUAUUCAGAUAAGCCAGUGUGCUGGCAGAAGGUACAUCUCAUGUUUGUGUGUGUGUGAGAGAGAGAGAGAGAGAGAGGGAGAUUAACUGAAUGAAUACACUUGUUUUAUGUGUAGGUAUAAAAAAAAUGAUUUUUGAAACUCCUUAUGCAACCAAAGAGCAGCAGAUGUGUCUGAUAUGGGAAUUAUUUAUUUUUAAACGUGUUCUUCAAGAAUGUAUUUAAAAGAUGGUUCUUAUAAUUAUAGUAAACAUGGCUUGGAUAUUUAGUAAUAUUAUUACCAGAGGGUGGAUUAAUACACUUCUGGAUCACUGAGAGUUUUCUUUCAUGAAAUUAGCACUCAUGACACACUUGCAUUGUGCAUGAUAAUCACUUUUUUUCAAAGAAUCUGCAGUGUAAUCACUGAUAAAUGUGUCUUCCCAUCUUCUGUAGGUUACGCGUCGUAGUGAGCGCUCAUCAGUGAGGUCUGCCGUAUCUUUUCUAAUACUAAGAAUGUACAGCUCAUAUAGUUUGCAGAAGACACGUAUAUCAAGGGCAGAUUUAUUUUUUUCCAUGGGAAAAAAGAAUGUACUUUACCUUUACUGUUUGUUGAAUCUGUAAAUAAGCUGAACAGCGAUU